AUUGUGAUCAUGUGACCACAUAAGCCAAUCAGAACGCUUGUUUGAUGACGCAGCCCAACUCAUUCAGUAGUGGGGAAAUUUGACUCCCAAAGGAAAGUUUGUCAGACCCGAUGGACGCAGUCGCGCUUUUACCUUCUUCUGGAAGCCGCGAAGUGAAAAGCGGCGCUCACGUGUUUUGGACUUGGCUUUUGACUGGUCGGCUUUGCCAAUCGAAGCAUUGUGAGGUUGAGAACUUUGCCUUGACUUGGCCGCCGGACCGAAGAUCCUUCCGACGCGCCCUCAAGUGUAUCAGUCCCAACGCACUUUGCCGAUAAGCGAAUGACUUGGAACUCCGUCGCUGGGUUCACAAGGAUUUGCCGACUCUUGAGUCACCAACCACCGCGACGGGAUUUUCGAUGAGCCCUCCGCCAUACAGGCUCAUGGCUUCUAUCGGGAAAUGAGUCGCUCAUUCCCAGCGCAGUGGCCAUCUUCGAGCCGGGCCACCCGCAAGGACAUUUGGAAGGGCAAAGCCUUGUUGUGCCUGCUGGGCGUCUUGGAGAUGUUUUUGUGCUGACGAGCAUGUUAAUGAGUUGCCGUCUCGCCACCAACGCAAAUCAAGCCGCUAAUUAGGCCAAAGAGUGCUCGUUGGGAGGCGCCUGCAACCAAAAUGGCUCAAAAGGCUCGCCAGCGUGCGUCAGCGGGGCGGGGGGUGACGCCCACCGUUGACCUCCUGUGGCAGAUCGCCUUUAAAAAGGGUCGGCAGGCCGGCGCCGGAGAACGCCGCCGCUGCACCGAGCCGAGCCCAUGACGAUGAAGGCGCUUACGUCUGCGGGCAGCUCCCAGCUGGCCCUCCUCUCCCUUAUGCUUCUGCUGCCGGUCCCCCGCAGCGUGACGCCGCACCCCGGAUGUGGGCCUGAGCCUCCCGCCGUGGGGCUCCUGCGGCUGCCCUCGCCGUCCUUCCGGCUCUCCAACUCCCUGGAGCUCGCUUCUUCUUCUUCCCUCUCCUCAGAGGUAUGGGGGGCCUGGCCGGGAGAAGAGGCGGAGCUCCAGAGGCGGGCGAGAAAAAACGCCAACCAGGGCGGCGACGGCGGCGGCCCACCCGGUGAGGCCCUCACCUCCAUCCUGGGCGGCCUUCAGAGCGUCAGCCGAGAGAAAGGCGGAUUUGGCUUUCGUUUUGGCAGGAACUCCCGGACCCGAGGGCGCGGGCCGCCCUGAUGCUACCCAAUCGGCCACCACCGGGUCUCUCUUCUCCGCUAUUAAAUGCAUGAAACGUCCUCUUGUCCCAAUGAAUAAAGCUGUCAUUGGGAAUCUGGUUUACAGCCCGAUACCACAAA
Molecule: messenger RNA, 1313 nt
Organism: Hippocampus zosterae (dwarf seahorse)
Lineage: Eukaryota; Metazoa; Chordata; Actinopteri; Syngnathiformes; Syngnathidae
Gene: qrfp
Product: pyroglutamylated RFamide peptide
Exons: 2
Coding region: 784-1194 (136 amino acids)
Source: RefSeq, a predicted model, not a curated record